GGGACGGGACGGGCUCUCUGUCCGCUCCGCGAGGCGUCCCCGCACCGCAGCCCCGCAUCACCCGCCCCGCAUCCCGGCACCGACCCGCCCGGGUGAGGCUGAGACUGUCGAGGGGCUGUGCACCUGCUCCCGGAGCGGUGACGGGAGGACUGACAAACCCCAAGUGCCAGCCAGUCCCGGCGUCCAAGAUGUCAUUGAAGGUGCAGACGAGCAACAUCACGAACAAGAAUGACCCCAAGUCCAUCAACUCCCGGGUGUUCAUCGGCAACCUCAACACGGCCGUGGUGAAGAAGUCGGAUGUGGAGACCAUCUUCUCCAAGUACGGGCGGGUGGUGGGCUGCUCCGUGCACAAGGGCUACGCCUUCGUGCAGUACUCCAACGAGAGGCACGCGCGCGCCGCCGUGCUGGGCGAGAACGGCCGCGUCCUGGCCGGGCAGACCCUGGAUAUCAACAUGGCCGGGGAACCCAAACCCAACAGACCCAAAGGGCUCAAGAGAGCAGCCUCUGCCUUGUACAGUGGCUACGACUUCGACUACGACUAUUACAGAGACGACUUCUACGACAGGCUCUUCGAGUACCGGGGCAGAGUGUCCCCAGUGCCCAGGGUGGUCCCUGUGAAGAGGCCCCGGGUCACCAUCCCUUUGGUGCGGCGCGUGAAGGCCUCGCUGCCUGUGAAACUCUUUGCCAGGUCGGCCGCCAUCGCCAACAGCUCGGCCAAGCUCAAGUUGAAGAGCAGUGAGCUGCAAACAAUCAAAACUGAGCUGACACAGAUCAAGUCCAACAUUGAUGCUCUGCUGGGCCGGCUGGAGCAGAUUGCAGAGGAACAGAAGCUGUCUGCAGAGGUUCGGAAGAAGGCUGAGAGCAGCAAAAGUGAAGUGUCCCAGGAGGACACGGCGUCGGAGGCCGAGGCCAACACGGAGGAGCCGCUCAACGGGGACGAGGGGGAGGAGGAAGGUCUUGCACGGGAUGAGUGUGAAGAUGAACUGGAGAACAGCCAUUACACAGAUGUGGAGGAUGCCAGACUACAGUAACCAGCCCUCUCAGAACAGCAGUGAGCAACUGUGUGAGGAAAGCACGAGGCUAAACCCCGUCCUGGCACAUUGAGCAAGACAAGCUGAAUGGAAGUGCUGCUGUCAUCUCUACCUGGCAUCCAAAAGGAGAAACAUCGCCCGACAUCUUCCAUCCAUCUGUAAAGCAAAGACAAGGAAAACUCAUCAUCCCAGCGAAUCCCCACUGCCCCUGCAAUGGAUUGGGAGCUCUGCAGCCAGGGGAGGCAGGAGCCAAACCUGCCCAGCCCAGAGCCACCACGGACUGGAGAACAGGAGAGUGGUGUCCCCAGGGAGCCCGAGGGGUUUGCAGGAGAGUGGGGAGGACUCAGCCCAGCCCAACACUGACAUUUUUCCCCAUGUGAGGUGAGAGCCAGAGCAUUUCCUGACUGAGGGGAAAGUACUGUCUCAGUGUGGAUGGUUUGUGUUCCUGCACUGGGGAUCCCGGUGAGGAGGAGGGUGUGGGGUGAGCUGCCCUCCACAACAGUCACCUCCUGUCACUGCUCUCCUGCCCCACAAACUGCCGUGGGCCCACAGGCACUGCCAGGUGGGAAGGAGUCAGAGCUGGAGCUUGUGCUGUGCUCUGGAAGCUGCUUGGAAGAGGGAAGGGGAGAGGAAGCUGCAGGAAAGCAAGUGAUGCCAAGCAGGAGGAACAAAGCCCACGUCACCUUCAGUGGUUUGGUCUCCUCGUUGUCCCCUGGGAAGGCACCGUGUGAAGGCUGAGCAGGGGUCUGCAGAGUGAGGGGGGCUGAGGGUGAGACCCUUGGCUUGGUCCAGCUGCUCCCUGCGAGGGAUGGAGAGCACCCACUUCUGCAGCCCAGGGCCAGAGACAUCAGCCCCUUCCCUGGGGAGCCCACAGCUCCUCCUGCCCCAUCUCACACCGACCUGGCACGUCAGGAGAGCUCCAGCAGCUCCUGUUCCUGCCAUGCUCCGUCACAGCCCGCGGGGUCCCUGCAGUGGGACAGCCCCUGGGAACAGGGAAUGCUCCCAGCACAGUGCACGUGGGGGUGCAGGCACCUCCCCUGCUCCCCACAUUGCAGCGGCUCCUCAGGGGAACCCCCUCAUGCCACAGCACCCGAGAGCUCUCAGCCUUUCUCCUCCUCCUUCCUCCUUCCUGGGCUUACCCGGUUUUCCUGGGCUAGAUGGGACUGGAACUCACUGCAGCACUUUAUUCUGAUCCGACGUGUCCUGCCCACCUCCUGGCCCUCCAAAACACACACCACCCCCACCCCCCCCCCAGUGCUUUGACUCCAGCCCGGUGUCCACACCCUCUCCUUGGUCAGGCCCUCCCACACCACGCAUGGCUCCGGGUCCUUCCAAGUGCUCCAACCUCAUCCAUGGCAUCUCUGAAGGGGGAAGGGGAAAACAGGCCUGGGGGCAACACUCCAAGCCCCCCCAGGGCCACCCUGGAGUGAAGUACAAGGUUUGAUUUGCAUUUCUUAGUUUGGAAUGUUUGGUGAGGGAUCAAAGGGAUAACAGAGCUUUCCCCUCCCUGUGCCGGUUCCUGUCCAGUCUCCACUGUUGUGCUGAGCCUUGUAGAGCUGUUUUCUAGGCCUGGAGAGAUGAGCUGCAGUUUUUGCUAUGAACUGACUGUGAUGCUGAUGUUUGGGAGAAAGGUGACCUUGUACAUACAAUCCUGUAUAAUAAAAGAAAGAAAUCUAA
Messenger RNA from Chiroxiphia lanceolata (lance-tailed manakin), 2708 nucleotides. It is a transcript of the gene RALY, whose product is annotated as RALY heterogeneous nuclear ribonucleoprotein. Gene Ontology annotation, cellular component: nucleus. Gene Ontology annotation, molecular function: RNA binding. NCBI's taxonomy places the organism in Eukaryota, Metazoa, Chordata, Aves, Passeriformes, Pipridae. The transcript has 10 exons. The record is from RefSeq and is a predicted model, not a curated record. The coding region runs from base 189 to 1031 and encodes 280 amino acids.